UUGUUUGUACAGUAGAGAUGACUAUGCAUUUUUGGGUGUGUGUAAUUUGAUUGUGUGAAAGUUGGCACAACUGUGGGCUUGUUUUACAGUUGGGAAGGCCGUUGUGAGGCGUACUUGAAUCGGGCGUCUUUUGGAGCUGAGGCGGUGUGUCACUUUCGGUCACCUUAAGUUAAGGUUUCGAGGUUGACGUUCCGCGUUGGUGAUUUCUUCUCGCCCUAAGGGACUCUUAAGGCAAAAUGUCCACACUCUUACGCUGCCGACUUGCUUUUUGGAACCAGUGCCAGAGUAACAGUAUUGGCAUUCUUCAUCUUCACACCAGCAGUAAUACAUGCUCCAAGGAGCAUUACAAGAUGCUUGUUCUGGGAGGAGGAAGUGCAGGAAUUACUAUGGGUGCUCGAAUGAAGAGGAAGUUUGGUGCUAAGAAUGUGGCCAUUGUGGAGCCCAGCGAGAUGCAUUACUAUCAACCGAUAUGGACAUUGGUUGGUGCUGGAGCUAAGACACUAGAUUCAUCUGGUCGGACCACUGCAAGUGUAAUGCCAUCUGGAGUAAAGUGGGUAAAAUCCAGUGUUCAGGAGAUAAGCCCAGACACAAACACUGUUCGCACAGACAACGGAGUUGAGAUCACAUAUGAGUACCUGAUUGUGGCUCUUGGUCUAGAGCUCCAUUUUGACAAGAUAAAGGGUCUACCUGAAGGUUUUGAAUAUUCAAAGAUUGGUUCAAAUUAUUCUGUCAAAACAGUGGAAAAGACAUGGAAUGCCUUGCAGAACUUCAAAGAGGGAAACGCCAUCUUCUCUUUCCCCAACACUCCUGUGAAGUGUGCAGGAGCUCCACAGAAGAUUAUGUACCUCACUGAUGCAUAUUUGAGAAAGACAGGUAGACGGGCAAAUUCCACAGUGAUUUACAAUACAUCACUGCCAGUGCUGUUUGGGAUCAAGAAAUAUGCUGACACCUUGUGGGAAAUUGUCAAGAGGCAAGAUCUACAAGUGAAUCUCAGGCAGAACCUCAUUGAGGUACGGGCUGACAAACAGGAGGCUGUGUUUGAGAACCUCGACAAACCUGGAGAAACCAAAGUGUUUGAGUAUGAGAUGUUGCAUGUGACACCUCCAAUGGGACCCACUGCAGUGCUGAAAGGCUCCUUAUUGUCGGAUGCUUCUGGGUGGUUGGAUGUCGACAAAGACAACCUACAGCAUAAGAAAUACCCCAAUGUGUUUGGGAUUGGAGAUUGCACUAACCUGCCCACAGCUAAAACAGGUGCUGCUGUUGCUGCUCAGUCGUCUGUGUUGGACAGAACCGUCACGAAAGUGUUGAAAAAGGAAAAGCCAGAUAAGAAGUAUGAUGGCUACACAUCAUGUCCAUUGGUCACAAGCUACAACACAGUUGUCCUGGCAGAGUUUGAUUACAAUGGGCAACCAUUGGAGACUUUCCCCAUUGAUCAAAGCAAGGAGAGACGAAUUAUGUACCACAUGAAAGCAGACGUCAUGCCUCAUCUAUACUGGCAUGGUCUCCUCAAGGGUUGGUGGGGUGGACCAGGACCUUACAGAAAAAUCAUGCAUCUUGGGAUGAAAUAACUUUGUUAAGUAGGUUUUUCUGUCCAAUUUCCAUCAUUCAAUUAGUCACUGAUUGUGAGUACAACAUGUUAAACAGAACAAAUUAUAUGAUUAGUCAAAUGCACACUGCACCAAUGUCUGUUUAGUGAUAGAAACGUGUGUGACACCGGAUUACAACCUUUUCAAAGUCUAAUACUAAGCUUAACCACUCAUCAACCCUAUCAUACUUUAGUUACUGUGUUUGUACCAAUCACAUAUUUUUCCUAGCGUGUUGUUCCCACUUUUGACACUGUGGUGUAUAUCUUAUCAACUAUCAGCUAUUUCACAAUAGUUUUUACAAACUUAUUGCAAACUUUUCUGAUAUAAUUUACCAAUCGUAAUGACAUUUAAGAGUUUUUGUCCCUUUUUAUUUUUGUUUGCAUGUUUUAGCCAAUACUUUUUUACUUUCAUUUGUGGAAUAAAAGACAAAGGAACAACCACAUCAAGAAGCCAGGAGUGUCUUAGCAAGACUCUCUGAAUCAGAAGGUUCAGAGCUUUAUCCAUAAACAGUACAAACACAAGGCAAUUGCAACACACAAUGGUGUACAAAGGAAAGUUGUAUAAUCUAUGUGUCACAAGGUGGGAACAACAUGUCCUUUUCCCCCUUAGUACAGUUUUUAGGAAUGCAAUUGUGUGAUUUGACCACUAGUGAGCACCAUUGUCCACUUUAGCCCAGCUGUUUAGAGUAAACUAAAUAUGAUGGUUUUCUGUCCCAACAAGAACACUUUCACUGCAAUUUACUGAGAAAAAGACGAAAGAAACCGAAGAUCUUACAAAAAAAUGAUACAAGCUUUAGAAUUGAUCUUUGUCUUAAUACCACAUCCAUCAUAGCAAAUGUGUGCAUCACGGUAGGAGGAGCUCAUCCUGAUAGCUGAGAAUGGUAACUGUUCAAUAAUAAAUAAAGCUUAUACAUGUCAAACUCAUAAA
Messenger RNA from Osmerus eperlanus (European smelt), 2513 nucleotides. It is a transcript of the gene sqor, whose product is annotated as sulfide quinone oxidoreductase. The record is from RefSeq and is a predicted model, not a curated record. The transcript is spliced from 11 exons. NCBI's taxonomy places the organism in Eukaryota, Metazoa, Chordata, Actinopteri, Osmeriformes, Osmeridae. Gene Ontology annotation, cellular component: mitochondrion. Gene Ontology annotation, molecular function: sulfide:quinone oxidoreductase activity; FAD binding. The coding region runs from base 237 to 1568 and encodes 443 amino acids.